This is a messenger RNA of Plectropomus leopardus (leopard coralgrouper), 2503 nucleotides long. RefSeq lists its product as uncharacterized. Lineage: Eukaryota; Metazoa; Chordata; Actinopteri; Perciformes; Serranidae. The record is from RefSeq and is a predicted model, not a curated record. Gene Ontology annotation, molecular function: transmembrane signaling receptor activity. Gene Ontology annotation, cellular component: plasma membrane.
AGAAACUGUUAGGACUGGUUGGACUGACCUGAUCCUCCACACUUGCUUUCUCCUUUGUUGCCUGUCACUUUCACUAUGAUUAAACUUUCAGUGUACUUUUGUCUUCUUUCUGCUCUGAGUGUUGUGGCUAUGAAGCCUCUCAACAUAACUGGCCGUGCUGGGAAAAAUGUGACAAUCAAAUGCUCAGACUGGAACGUUUGGACAGAUGUAAAACAUAAUGUUAAGUACUUUUGUGUCAGUCCAUGCAAAAAAGAGGAACACAUCCUCAACCAAGCAGCACCUGGAAAGACUACAUAUGAAAACAGAAUAGAGUUAAACAACACAGGAGAAUUUUUAUUUGUGACCUUCACUGAUCUCAAGAUGUCAGACUCUAAGACAUAUUAUUGUGGAGUGAAGAGAUAUGUUGGUGAUUCAUUAUUGGCGGUGAAUCUCACAGUUACGAAUGCUGAGUCUUCCAGUCCCACGACAACUCCAAAAACAGUCAUUGUUGGUUCCACUCUCUCAUUUACAGUUACAAACAGCUCCACCAGGUCUUCAGACAGCUCCGAUUUUAUUACUGAUAUGUCUACUUCACACACGACCCUUAAUACAACAUUACCAAAUGUGUCAGCAACACAAGGAACCAGAAAUGUACCAUAUUUGAUUGCAGGUGUGAUCGCCAUAACAGCCAUGCUGAUGGUCUUACUGAUGCUUGUGUACAAGUUGAUGAAACAACUGAAAGUUAAGUCAAGGGCCGGUAAGCCACAAGAAGACACACGAGAGGCUGGUGACUAUGAUGAAAUCAGACGUGUCGACCAGACUGAUCCAGGCUGUCUGUAUGUUAAUUAUUUUCGCCACCAACACACCGAAUUAACAACUGAGAGCUGUUCAAAAGAUGAUUCUUCAAAUUCAGCUUCCAGGUCUGGGGUCAAUUUAAAGGGGGCGUGUGCAGACAGCAGAGUCCCAGAUCCCCAGUGUGACUUGGUGUACUCUGUUGCUCAGCGACCCAAAGAGCAAAUUGAACCCACUGGGCAAUCUGAGUCAAAUCAAUGUGAAAUUGAAAAUGACUCGUUCUGUUCCCUGGCUAAGUUACCACAGGCAACCUGAGGGAGGCUACCAUGGUCAAAAUGGAUGGAAAGGAACUGUCUUGAUGUAAAUUUAAAGAUAAAGUAAUGUGAAAAUGUAUUAUGAGAUUAGCAGGGAUAGGGAAGAGAAAACAAGGAACAAAUUAGCAUCUGCACACAUGGUCCAGCCUCUCCUCUAUUAUAUACUCAGACGCAAUAAUACUUCUCUCUCUCAUGUCACUAAGUCUGAUUAUCAUUGUCUGCUUUGUAACUCCAUUUACUUUAUGAAAUUGGAAUCAUGUUAGCCACAGGCACCCAGACAAAAGAGUGCACAAAGAUUCGUUCUCACUGAAAUGUUGCUCAUAAGGCUGAAAUCUGCUUGUGACAUUGCUGGGGAUGUAGUGUGCAGUACAAAGCUUGAAUAAAUACAAGAGCUGUUUUAUGAAAUGAAAUAUCCUAGACACUGUGUAGUUGACCUUGAAAAUUCUUUUUCUGAUUAUCUUCCUCAUUAGUACUUUACAUUCCUGUCUAAUUAUACAGUUACACAUAUUUUAUUCUUUCUAUUUUUUUAAUGUGUCUGUAGCUGCUUUUACUUGCACACAAAACCUUGUACUUCUACACCUUCAUUGCCAUAAUGCCUUCCCUAACCCUACACCUAACCCCACCCACUACUAGUAAAAGCCUAACUCCAAUCUUAAUCUUCUUUUUAUCUAACCUAAACCUAUUUCUAACUUGAACCUUGAAACCAAUUUUGAAUCCUCAAGCUGGCCCUUUGUGUGUGAGGACUGGUCAAAAUGUCCCCACUUUCCAAAAAUGUCCUAAUUCUCAAGGUCUAAAACAAAGAUUAGUUCUCAAAAAGCCAAAACAUUAAAAUGAAUGCUUGACACUGGCUAAUACUUUCAUUAGGGUGAACAGGAAAUACAGCCAUCCCAAAAUAGUUGUGAUGCAUCUGCCUUUGCUAUUAUCGUGUAUGAAAUAGAUAAGCAGUGGAGCUUCCUCUAUAUCAGAAUACUCAGAGGAAGCCCCCCCCCAAAGCCACAUUAUGCAGCCCACAACUGUUCCACUUUUGCAACUCACACUGGACCUCUAAAUGGAAAUCUAUUACUAUUCAAAUGUGAGGCACUGUCAGCCCACUUGUUUCACUUGUAUUCUAAUGUAAAUAUAAAGUUAUUUAUUUUUGUUAUUUGUAUCUAAACUUUUAGUAAUGCAUCACUUGAAAGCUCAUAUUUCUAUAUUUAGUCACUGAAGCAGUAAUGUUGCUUUUAAUCCCUUUUUUUGAGAAACACUUUGCAUUUUUUUAAUUUAGUUGUACAUUUAUUCUAAUAAAUCUAUGUUGAUCUGAGUUUUUUAAUGUCAUCCACUGUCAUGUUUUGUAUUAUGCACAUUGUGAACAUCACUAAUGCUGACAGUCCCAUAUUAAAACAGAAUUACAUGUAAAGUUCCUUCAUUCAUUCAUUAAA